CAAGGGUUUCAGCUACCACCAAACAGAGAAAGAAACAGCGAAAAUGCCGGCGGGUCAUGGAGUGAGGGCGAGAACUAGGGAUCUGUUCGCAAGAGGGUUCAGGAAGAAGGGAGUUAUCCCACUAUCCACCUACCUCAGGACCUUCAAAGUCGGAGAUUACGUGGAUGUCAAGGUUAAUGGAGCUAUCCACAAGGGUAUGCCUCACAAGUUCUACCACGGUCGUACUGGUCGCGUCUGGAACGUUACUAAACGAGCCGUUGGUGUGGAAGUCAACAAGCAGAUUGGUAACAGAAUCAUAAGGAAGAGGUUGCACGUGCGUGUGGAGCACGUGCAGCAGUCAAGGUGUGCUGAGGAGUUUAAACUAAGGAAGAAGAAGAACGAUGAGCUCAAGGCUGCAGCUAAAGCUAGAGGAGAGACAAUCAGCACCAAGAGACAGCCUAAAGGUCCCAAGCCUGGUUUCAUGGUCGAGGGUAUGACGUUGGAGACUGUCACUCCCAUCCCUUACGAUGUUGUCAACGAUCUCAAGGGUGGUUACUAAGUUUUCCAUUUUUCCUUUUAUCUGUUCAAGAGUUUUUGCAUUUUGUUUCUUUUUUGAACCAAAGACUGAUUUUUAUAUGGUAUGAAGAUGUAGUUCAGAUGGUUGUUAACUGAUCGUUUUGCAUUAAUUGUUUGCUUAUUUCGUUCAUUGGUUUGUAACCAUCACUUUCUGCAGACAUAAAAGAGAGCAUAACUCUUACUG
Molecule: messenger RNA, 739 nt
Organism: Eruca vesicaria subsp. sativa (arugula)
Lineage: Eukaryota; Viridiplantae; Streptophyta; Magnoliopsida; Brassicales; Brassicaceae
Source: the annotation of a GenBank genome assembly